Molecule: messenger RNA, 7113 nt
Organism: Penicillium daleae
Lineage: Eukaryota; Fungi; Ascomycota; Eurotiomycetes; Eurotiales; Aspergillaceae
Exons: 2
Coding region: 1-7113 (2370 amino acids)
Source: RefSeq, a predicted model, not a curated record
AUGCCGUCCCAAGAAAGGGACGCUUCUUCCCGCGAUCGGGAACUGGUCCGGCUUCCAGGCAUUCACACCGAGUCCAGCCGACUUUCUGUUCCAAUGUGGGACAGCUCAGAUCCCGAGCGUGCGCCUCCGCCGCUGCCAUUGAACCCUCGCUCCAUGAGCCCUGCGACCAGAUCCAAUGUGUCGCCCGGUAUCCAGGCUGUUGCAGCCAAGUUCGCAGACAAGUCGAGCGAUACUACUCUCAGCACCUACACAAUCAACCCGAUGCCCAACAAAUCUUCAUCCCCAGAGCGGUCACUCGUCAAAGGCUAUCACAAGCGCAUGCAGUCGCUACAGCCUUCAGACACCAAGGCUGACGCUCGAUCUGAAUUCCUCAAUUACCUCGAGAAUCGGUCUCCAGAGCGACCUCUUCGUGCUACCAUUGUCGACCCGACGGCCAAAUCGCAAGACACGAGCAAGACCUCCGAUCCUUCCAGACCAAAAACCGCAGACCGAGAACUUCCCAGCUUCUUGUCGAAUCGCUACCUUUCAAAACCUAUUCUUGGAGAAAGUACUCCUCCCUCCGCAACCAUGUUGGCUAUUCAGAACAUGCAACUUCCGGCCGAAUCCGACCCUCCCUCACCCUCGAAACCUCCUAAGAUGAUCACCGACCGUCCCGCGGCAGAGCCUCAAGGACAUACCAUGGAUACGCUUGCAUCGCAAAUUUGCAGCUUGACUGAUAUUGCUAGCAACUUGCAGCGUGAGAUGGCCAAUCUGAGCCGCCGAAGCAAGGACAACGCCACCGAUCUUAUCAGUCUAAAAGCAGCAACCAAUGCGCGCGAUGAAGAUAUUCGGAAGAGUUUGAAAGAUCUCUCGUCCAAUCUGACGAGUAGAAUGCUGGAUGGUGAUCUUACAAGGUUAGAUCUCAGUGCGCUGUUGAAGCCUGGAGACGCCCCUAACCACAGUGAGCCGGAUAGUUCUCCCACCUCCAAGAGAAGCUACUCUGUCCCUCGAAUGCCGAGCCCUAAUCCUUUUGCUUUCGAUCGUGAUAUUGGCGGUUCACCCGCACCAAUCAGCGACGGUUCAGCCAGUAUUGCUCUACUCGAAAAAGUGCUACGCGAAAUGGCUACAAAGGAAGGUGAGGAACGGCUAUUGGAACUCGUCGAUGAGAUCAAAUCGCGUCCAGCUACGACCGCUUCGCACAAGGAUGCCGAUGCCAAGAUUACAAAAAUGCUCGAAGAGAUUCUCAACCUCGCCAAACAAGAUCCUUCCAAUAACGCUUUGGUGCGCUCCUUGAAACCUCGUGAACCCGCUCUAGCGAAUGACUCCAAUGUCGAAGCUGCGAGAUCCGCCUCGGCGGGAUCUAUCAUGGACCCAACUGCCGCUGUACGGGCCCUCGACGUGCCGAAGGGCGACAGGACUAUCGCUGGCAAUGAGAACAUGCUGGCCCUGCUCCAGAGCGUCAAAAACAGCGUCAUGGAGAGCGGUGGUAUGACCAACAGCGUCAAGGCUCUGGUCCGAGAGUUGCGAGGCGAGGUUCUGGGUAUGGGUCGCGAUAUAGCACGCAAGUUGGAGGCUAUCGAGGAGAACGACAAGUCCCAAGAGCAGCCACAAACUGCGACACCCGAAGAGAUCGCAGCCGUGGUCAACGACAGUCUUCACGACCUUCGAGAUCAACUGGCUGCUACAAUCAACGAAAGCCGACAGCACUCCACCGACUUGACCCAGAUUCGCGCAGCCAUGAACAGCGCAGAGAUUUACGCUGCAGUGAAGAAGGCCCUCGACGAGUUUGAGAUCCCUCAGCCUCAGCAUGCCGAGCCCCAUGGUCCAGUCAUGGAGAAGGAGGAUAUUUUGGAGACAGUUCGCGAGGCAUGGGAGACCUACAAGCCAGAGAUCGAACUCCAGAACUUUGGUCUUGAACGUGAUGAGAUCCUCGACUGUCUAUCAGAAGGUCUCAGGGACUAUCAGCCAAAGCACGAACAGUCUGUUACCUACGAGCAGGUUCUGGCUGCCGUCCAAACGGGCCUUCAGAACUUUGUGCCUCCUCCAGUCGACCACCCGCCGAUGAUUACUAGAGAUGAAAUCAUUCUCACCAUCCGCGAGUGCCUCGAGAAGCCUGAGCCCACGUCCAGAUCCCUGGACGAGGAGCAUGUUCAGCAUCUUAGUUCUAUGCGCGAAGAGCUUCUCCAGGCAAUUGCAGAGCGUGCUGUUCCCGAGACAUCGAGAGGCCUAGACGAGGAGGAUAUUCAACACCUCCACUCCAUACGCGCAGACAUUCUCCAUGCGAUUGCAGAGCAUGCGACUCCCGAGACUUCUUCCAGGAGCUUGGAUGAAGAGCAUAUGCACCAUCUCCACUCCAUUCGUGACGAGAUCAUUCAUGCUAUCUCAGAGCGCGUUGCCCCCGAUCACUCUUUGAGGGGUCUGAACGAGGAGCACGUUCACCAUCUCAAUGAAAUUCGUGACGAAAUUCUUAAUGCUCUUACUGGAUCAAUGGCUACACAGAGCAUGCUCAGCAGGGGUUCCUACGACUCUGGCCUUGGUCGGGAUGAGAUUGUCAGCGCUGUGUCCGAUGGUUUGGAGGCGCACUUUACGACCGCAAAGGGGAUGGAAGAGCCACGUAUCUCUCGCGCGGACGUUGUGAACGCUGUGAACGAUGCAUUUAGCACACAGCACAUGGCUCUGAGUAUCGGGACCACCUCACCCAUCUCCCGUGAGGAAAUCAUGGCAGCUAUUGCCGACGGCAUUGAGAUGUCACAGAAACCCCAAGAGGCCAGCAUCUCACGUGAAGAGAUCAUGGCAGCCAUCGCCGACGGUAUUGAAAUGUCACAGCAGUCCGAGAAGUCGGCUCUCAUCCCCAGUGUCCAGCCAUCCCUCUCCCGAGAGGAGAUUGUAGAGGCUGUCUCCGAAGCGCUCGAGAAGUCUCAAGAGUCCCAAAAGUCCGCCCUCAGCACCGCGGUGCAGCAGCCAAGUAUCACUCGUGAAGAAUUGUUCAACGCUGUGGUUGAUGGUAUCGAAAGUGCCAACACUAUGACUCGCGAGAUCGAACUCAACAAGGAUGAUCUCAUGGAGGCCAUCAGCGCUGGUCUCCAAGAUGCAAGCAGUUCUGUCAAUCUGAACGUUGGUGACCAAGUCAUGACUCGCCUUCAGGACGUCGUUGAUGGCAUGAAGGAAGAAUUCAAGCAGUACUCCGCCGCCAAUGGCCGGGACACUGAACAGGUACUUGACGCUAUCAAGGAUGGCCUUGAAGUUGUUCGACGAGAGAUCGAGUCCUAUGUUGCCACGGUGUCUGAAGUUUCAGGAAAACAUGAAAUCAUCGACACUGUCAAGGAAGGAUUCCGCUUGCUCCAAGCUGACAUGGAGAAAACCAUCAAUGAUGCCUCUCUGGGCAAUGCCUCCCGUGGAAACCCUGAUACCACAGAACUUCUGGAUGCCAUGGAGAAGGAGUUUCAGCACUUGCGUGGAACAAUCAGCACUCUUCUUGUCCGCGAUAAUGCGACCAGUGACAAGGAUGAGAUCCUGGAUGCUAUCCGAGAUGUUUCCGAACAGCAAAAGACCAAGAGCAAAGAUGAGGAAGUUCUCACCACCAUCCGAGUCGAGUUUGAGAACUUGCGCGAGCGCAUGGACAUGAGUGUUGUUCGUGCCGAGCCCGGAGCUGACAAGGACGAGAUUAUUGCCGCACUUCGGGAGCACUUCGACAACCUCCGUGAGGAAACCAUGUCCAGGAAAGAUGGUGCUGAAAGCACAUUCUCUGCUACCAGCGAGCUGCUCGAUGCAUUCCACGAUAACAUGGAUGCUAUCCGUGACGAUCUGAAGAAGCUCAUGGACAAGCCCACUGACUUUGACACCUCCGAGAUCCUGGACACCAUCAAAGACGGCCUUGCGGACCUGAAGCUUGACAUGGAUUCCAUUCGCCAGUCUCAGAAGGAGAUGGAUGAUGCCGAGACCACUCGGGGUGGCGAGCUAAUGCUUGCCAAAGAGGCUGCUUUCGGCAACGAUAUCGACAGUUUGAAGACUUUAAUCGCCGAGCUUCAGACCAAGGUAGAGUCUAUCGAUUCUACCCCUCGCGCUGCUGAGCCAGACGAAGAUGCCCUCAAGCGAAGCCAUCUCGAUGAGGUCCUAAUGGCUGUCCAGGAGGUUCAGGUUGCCAUGGGCGCUCUAGGCGACAUGGGUGCCAGCCGGGAGUUGCAUGAAUCCGCAGCUCGCAAGGAGGAUACCGAUGCCAUCCAGGAAAUCCUUAUGAGCACCAAGGCCCAGAUUGAUGACAUUGUCUUCCCCUCUCCGGACGAGAUCGCCACAUCGCAGCAUAUCUCUACCCUUGAGACGAUGAUCCGCGAAGCCAAGGACAAUAUCGCCGAUCUUUCGACUCGCUUCGACGCUGAUGCCCCUACCAAGGCUGAGAUUGGUGCUCUAGAAGGCCUCAUCAAGGACGUCUGGAUUGCCCUAGAUGAAUUGAAGAGCAAGACCAAAGAAGGCGAGGAGGCCGACGUGGAGGCUGAUACCGAUAAACUUAUGAAGUCUGACCUCCAGACUGUAGAGGCCAUGAUCUUCGAAGUCAAGACUCAAGUAGAUGAGCUGAAGCUACCUGAUGUGGAAACACUCCCGACCAAGGAGGAUAUCCAGGAGCUGUCUGCGCUCGUUACCGACUUCCGCGAGAAAAUGGAAGCCAACAACGAGAUGACUGCUCAAGGUUUCGAGGCCCGCAAGGUCGAGCACGGUGGUCUUGCCGAGAAGAUCGAGGAAGCCAAAUUCGUCGUUGGUGAACUGGGUGACGAGCUUAAGAGCAAGCUAGAUGGUAGUGCCGAGGGGCUGACCGAGCUCAAGACCCUCCUGGAGGGCCUUGCAAUCACUGCCGAGAACUUCAGCACUGUUGAGAACAUCAAAGAGCUGAAUGAUCUCAUUAACCGAGAAUUCGAACGUGCUCGCGGCGAAGAAGAUGCCGGCAAGCUUGACAAGGAGGAGCGCGAUGCCGCCGCCAUGGUCAAGCACGACGAGACACGCGCUGCCAUCAUCGUCGAGCUUAGUGCCAAGAUUGACGAGAAGAUUGGGGAGGUCAUGGCAAAGUAUGAAGAUGCACAUGCUUCUUUCCAUUCCAAGUUCUCGGAGUGCGAAGAGCGUGAUAUGGCGCAUUCAGAGGCCGUUACCAGCACCAAGGGUCUUGCCGAGGAAAUCAAGCUUGUCAUUGGUGCAAUGGGGACUAGUGUAAAUGAGACCUAUGAGCGCAUUGGUGUUGACACAAAGACUCUCUUUGAGAAGGUCGAUGAGUCUUACAACCGCAUGGAGGAGAUGCAGAAUGAGGUCAAGACACAGCAAGAGCAGUCUCGAGGUGAGACCGAGCGGGCAGCCGCUGCUACUGAGCGAGUCGAGAGCAAGCUUCUUGAGUUUCACCCCCAGAUUCUGGAGACAGUCCAGCAGAUUCUGGAUGUUGUUAACCAGCACUACGAUCACUCUCAAAAGUCUAGCGAGGAGGUCAAGUCGGAGCUGUCUGCCCUCCCAAGUGCCAUCCCAACUAUGCUGCCUGCCUUGCCUCCGCCUGAGUCGUCUCGGGACCUCGAUGAUGAUCCCGUUCACACCAAGCUUAACGACCUCUUGGAGCAUGCUAAGAACAACCAAGUCCAAGAGGUCCUUACUACGCUUUUGGAUCAUUCGAAGAACGACCAACUUCAUAAUAAGCUUGAUCGUCUGCUAGACCGAGGCUCCGGCAACGAAGAAAUCUAUGAGAAGCUCAACCAAAUCUUUGACCACGCCUCUAGUGGGAGUGACUCUGUUCAUGAGAAACUGGAUGCCCUGCUCGAACGCCCCGCAUCGGAGCCAGAGCAUUCUGUCACUCAGAUGAUGAAGCUUGACGAGAUGCACAAGGACAUAAUGGAGAACGCCCGCCGGAUGAACGAGAUGUUUGCCGCUCAGUCCGCCAUUGUUGCCGAGGACACUGAGCGCAAGCGUCGUGAAGCCGAGGAUGCUGCCAUUGCAUUGGAGCGCCGGAUCGCCCAGCGUGAGCAGGUUGAAGCCGAAAUUGUCGGACUCCAUGAGGAAAAGGACUCACUCCUGAAGAUGAUCCACUCUCUCAAGACUGAGAAGGAUGAACUUGUCAAGCAGAACACCAAGCUUAGCAAGGAGGUCUCCGGUCUCGAGACUGCCCUGGAAAUUCGUUAUGAGGAGAUGCAACAGAUGGAGGAGCGUGCCGAUGGCCUUGAGAAGCGCAUCCUGGAGGGCGUUCUCGACCAUGCCCGCUCGGUCUUGCUCAGCCGUUCUGGUAGCAUAAGCGCCAUGAACCUGAAGCGCAACCGCAGCACACGGUCUUCCCGAACUCGUGCCCGCAGUCCCAGUGUAAUGAGCACCACCAGCACUGCCCGCGAUUCCAAGGAUGCCCGCAGCCUUCUCGGGAAUGGAGUUGGCAUGGCUCUGAAGCGCCGAAUGCCCACAAGCCUCCAAGGCGGGCCUACCCCAAUUCAGCCAAACAUUGGCAAGGAGCGCCGCAUUCUCAGCUUGAGCCAUGUGACGGGCAAUCGAAUCGCCGAUCGCCAGGUCAGCGCGAACAGCGGCAUUUUCAGUCUGAAGCGCAGCCACUCGGUCAAGUCCAACUUUGCCCUUCGGAAAACCUCCUUGCCUAGCCGAACCUCUAUGGCCAACAAGGAAAAUGAGGCUUUCCACGAGGAGGACGAGCCCGAGAGUGAGGUAGACAGCACUGCUGGUACAGAGCGCCGGUCGAGCUAUGCCCCCACCGAUCGCAAGACAUCGUACGCCGAAACUUGCACCGACAGUAUGUGCAGCGGUGUCGCUGAGAGCGUGGUGUCAACAGAUCGACGAACCAGUGGCAUGAGCACCGGCACCGUUGACAUGAGCACUGUUAGUGGACACGAGGAUGCCGCCACCAGCUCUACCACCGAUGACGACCAGAGCUAUGUAUCUGGCAGGGAGUCAGAAUCAGAUGACGACGACGCCAUGACUGCCCGGGAGGACGAUGAUGAAAAUGACGAGGAGGCAAAAGACCCCGAGACGGAGGAUGAAUAUGAAGCACGGGAUGAUGCCAACCGACCAAUUUCGGAUAAUGCUUCUGUCAUGGAGGCUGAAGUCUUGAAGAUGCUUGAACCAGCUGGUGACAGUGCACUUGGUACCGAGUCAGCUAUCAGUGCUGCGUGA